AAUCGAACACUACAAAUCUUCUUCCUCCAUGUGCGAAUGUUUACUUCGGUAGCUCGAGCCGGUCGAGGUCUUCAGUUUCAUGUCACCGCCCAGAUUCGGCAGUGUGUGACAAUGUCGGCAAUAGAGGCAGGGAAAAAGGCUGCAGCUUUUGCUGCUGUUGACGAACAUGUUAAGAAUAACCAAAACGUUGGCAUUGGAAGUGGAUCUACUGUUGUGUAUGCUGUUCAAAGGCUUGCUGAGAGAAUACAAAAAGAAAACUUGAACAUUAUCUGUGUUCCCACAUCUUUCCAGGCUAACCAGCUUAUUCAGGAGCACAAACUUAAUCUGGGAACUUUAGAGACUUGUCCAAAGUUGGAUGUAGUCAUUGAUGGUGCAGAUGAAACUGACAAAAAUCUAACAUGUAUUAAAGGAGGGGGAGGUUGCCAAACUCAGGAAAAGAUUGUGGCUUCAUGUGCCAAAGAACUCAUCAUUAUUGCUGAUGACAGGAAAGACUCCCAGGUGUUGGGUACAACUUACAAGAAAGGAAUUCCAAUAGAAGUUAUCCCUAUGUCAUACAAACCAGUACAGCUUAAAAUACAGGAGCUGUUUGGGGGUGAAGUGGUACUAAGGAUGGCCCACCAGAAAGCAGGCCCAGUGGUGACAGACAAUGGAAACUUUGUGUUAGACUGGAAGUUCUCCAAAGCCUCUGAAGACUGGGACAAAUGUAACACUGCUAUCAAAAUGAUUCCAGGUGUGGUUGAAACUGGUCUUUUUAUCAAUAUGGCCAAGGUGGCUUACUUUGGAACAGCAGAUGGAAAAGUGACCAAGAGAUCAGUGUGAUGUUCAUAGACUCUACACAUAAAAAAAGACAAUGCUUAGAUAAGGAAUGUAUGAAUUUUAAGAAAAGUAAAGGCAGAACACAGCUUUUUUGAAAAAAAACUCAAAUACUUUAUCAAGGUACGCAUGAUUUCAAGAAGUAUAUAAAUUGUAUGGCAUAUCCUGAAGUGUUCAAUGAUAUCAUUUAUGUUUGCAUAAGUUUUUAAAAUGUAAAAUAUUCAUUUUUGCAUAACUUUAAUUCUGGAAGGCCAUUACACAGAAUCUCUGGACAAACCAUGAGUAGACUACAUGUAUGCUUGCCAAUUUGUCAUCCAUGUAUAAUUUACAUGUGUAUUUAAUUAAAAUAUUUCAGAUUUUAA
Messenger RNA from Saccostrea cuccullata (small rock oyster), 1175 nucleotides. Its product is annotated as ribose-5-phosphate isomerase-like. Gene Ontology annotation, biological process: pentose-phosphate shunt, non-oxidative branch; D-ribose metabolic process. Gene Ontology annotation, molecular function: ribose-5-phosphate isomerase activity. The record is from RefSeq and is a predicted model, not a curated record. Bases 37 to 819 code for a protein of 260 amino acids. The transcript has 8 exons. NCBI's taxonomy places the organism in Eukaryota, Metazoa, Mollusca, Bivalvia, Ostreida, Ostreidae. Gene Ontology annotation, cellular component: intracellular membrane-bounded organelle.